AUGUCUGAAAACAUUUUUUCAUAUAAGAGUAAACAAACAAAAAUUUUUGAUACCAGUAACGAGAAUAUCAAGGUAACAGUCGAAGGGAUAAAUGGUGAUAUCGUGAGGAUUUUUCUUGUAGAUAAAAAUGAUAAGCCAUAUGAGUCGAUGGAUGUAGUUUUUAUGAAUUUAUCUGUGGAUGAUAAGCAAAUUUUUAUGCUAAAACAACGAAAAGAGCAAAUUGGAGCAAUUG
Molecule: messenger RNA, 232 nt
Organism: Cetraspora pellucida
Lineage: Eukaryota; Fungi; Glomeromycota; Glomeromycetes; Diversisporales; Gigasporaceae
Source: the annotation of a GenBank genome assembly